AUGGAUGGUGCGGAUCUGGCCAGUUUUGGUGGCAUCGCUGCAGCCAAUGCCAGGCUACAGACGUUAGGUGCCAUUCCAGAGAAUAUUGGGUUAAAAGGUGGUGGAAAUCCUGACCCAAAUAAAGCAAAAAAUCCUGAGUCAAAAGAAGAUGGAAAUACUGGGUCAAAAGCUCUUGAAAAUCCCAGAAAUCCCUUGCCAGAAGAUGAUAAAGUUGUCAAGCCAAAAGUUAUAAAUGUUGUUCAACAAGCUUCUGAACCGCCAAGCGAGAAGAAACCAGCUGAUCCGUCAGUGCCUAAAGAGCCUUUUGAUUCUAAAUAUCAACUCUUGGAGGAUGAAGUGCUUGGGGAAGGUUGCGGUGGCAGAGUGUACAAAGGGAUCCGUAUAUCUGAUGGCACUCCGGUUGCCAUCAAGCAAAUAAUCAAACAAAAGAAUGAAAGGACUCUUCAGAUUCCUGGAUACCCCAAACCACUUAUUACAGAAGUGGCGCUGAUGCUUAAGUUAAGAGAUGCGCCCUUUUGCCCCAAUGUCAUACAGAUGUAUGACUGGUACGAGACUAAACACUUUUACACGCUCGUGUUGGAGUACCCACUGCACAGCGAAUCCUUGUUGAAAUUUGUUCAGCAUGAAGAAAAACUAAGUGAAAAUACAGCAAGACAUCUCAUGCGUCAGGCGGUACUGGCAGUGCAACACUGUCUGGAUAAUGGAGUUUUCCACACCGACAUCCAACCCGGAAACUUCUUGGUACAAAAAUCAACAAUGAGCCUGAAGUUAAUUGACUUUGGGCUUGGACAUUAUCUGACGCAUGAUGAUGCCUAUGAUUCCUAUGACUUUAUGGGAGCUUCAUGUUGGACCCCGCCUGAGAUCGAAACGGCUAAGAAAUUCCACGGCGUGCCAGCAAACGUCUGGGACUUAGGUACUGUGCUGUACUUCAUGGUGCUUGGAUCUUUGCCCUGUCUUUUAAACGACUUUAAUUCCGGGAAUCUGGAGACAAAUGAGAAGGAUUUAUCAAAGGAAAUCUGUGAUCUGUUAAGAUGGUGCCUGGCCCUGAAUCCAAGUGAUCGUCCGACGCUCAAGCAGAUCUUACAUCAUGACUGGUUUAAACUAAGUCUGACGAAGAAGAGCUACUCGUAUACAAAAUGAGGGCACUAUCCACACAAUUAUAAAAAGUAUGAAGCUGAAUGACUGAAGGAGAGGGGAAUGGAGUUUGGAGUUUGAAGGAGGUUGUAUUUCAGACUUCAUGAACACAGACCGCUGGCUGACUUCUGAUGCAGAUCCUGUCUCAUCCUUGAACACAUUAAAAAAAUGUUUUAAUUCUUAAUGUUUUUAUAUUUUAAAGUUGUAAAAUAAAGUAUCUAAUAUAUAGUAUGUCCUCUAUAGAAUCAGCUAUGUCUGGCUCUCUCUAGGGUUUUUUCUCCUAGGAGUUUAGGGAGUCAGGUUUAUUAAUGUAAAGCUGCUUUGAAAUAAUUAAACAAUUGUGAAAAGUGCUACAGUAUAAAAUUGAAUUGAAUAUGGAAGACUUUUCUUUAGCAGAUGUUUUCAUUUGCUUUUUUACUUGAUCAAACUGAUUAACUUGGGUUACUUAUGUACAUGUUUUUCAUAUGCAAUAUCAAACCCUUGACCUUGGUAUAAAAUACUGGGAGUUAACGUAGUAAAUCCAAUCAGACACAAUGUUAAACCUGAUGCUGUUUUAACCCAAAUAAAUAAGUACACUUGACCUAAACCUUAAAAUAUACCCUUCAUUACUCUGUGUUCUAGUUUAAUUUGCAUGAUUUCUCUCAAUCAUCAAGAUAUUUUGAUUAACUUAUUUUAUUUAAAUCUGUGGAUUUGAA
Messenger RNA from Misgurnus anguillicaudatus (oriental weatherfish), 1829 nucleotides. Lineage: Eukaryota; Metazoa; Chordata; Actinopteri; Cypriniformes; Cobitidae. The record is from RefSeq and is a predicted model, not a curated record.